AUGUCUUCAUUCCAAGGCAAAGUUAUCGCUAUCACCGGCGCCGGCUCCGGCAUGGGCCUGUCAACGGCCCAGCUUCUAGCCUCCCGCGGCGCUAAGGUUUCAUUGGCGGACAUCAACGAGGACUCUCUCAAGGAGGCAAUCUCGUCUCUCGAAGAUAGUGCAAGCCACAUGUACGAAGUAGUCGAUGUAAGGAAAGGUGAUGUCGUCAACACCUGGAUUCAAAAUACGGUGAAAAAGUUUGGCAAGCUAGACGGUGCUGUCAACAUGGCUGGUGUAAUUACCCAUGCCACACCUGUUGCAGAGCUUACAGACAAGGACUGGGAUUUUGUCUUUGAAGUCAAUGCCAAAGGCGUCUUCAACUGCCUGAGGUCACAACUAGGAGCGAUGUCUGACGGAGGCAGCAUCGUAUCUGCAGCGAGUGUGUUUGGUCAAUUCGGAGCUCCUGGCAACGCCGCAUACUGCGCCAGCAAGGCAGCCGUAAUUGGGUUGUCAAGAACAGCAGCCAAGGAAAAUCAAAACAUUCGCGUGAAUUGCGUAUCACCUGGCUCUGUCAACACGCCACUGUCUCGUGGAGAAAAUCCAGAAGAUGUGAAGCGUGGUUUACAGGUAACCGCACAGAAGAGAAGAGCAGAGCCCAUCGAGAUUGCACGCGUUAUCGCGUUUCUUCUUAGCGAUGAGGCUUCUUUUGUCACAGGAGCUGUAUACAAUGUUGAUGGCGGUUGGGUAUGCUAA
Messenger RNA from Colletotrichum tamarilloi, 732 nucleotides. RefSeq lists its product as uncharacterized. The transcript is spliced from 4 exons. NCBI's taxonomy places the organism in Eukaryota, Fungi, Ascomycota, Sordariomycetes, Glomerellales, Glomerellaceae. The record is from RefSeq and is a predicted model, not a curated record. Gene Ontology annotation, molecular function: oxidoreductase activity. Bases 1 to 732 code for a protein of 243 amino acids.